Messenger RNA from Neurospora tetrasperma FGSC 2508, 459 nucleotides. RefSeq lists its product as uncharacterized. The transcript has a single exon. The coding region runs from base 1 to 459 and encodes 152 amino acids. NCBI's taxonomy places the organism in Eukaryota, Fungi, Ascomycota, Sordariomycetes, Sordariales, Sordariaceae. The record is from RefSeq and is a predicted model, not a curated record.
AUGCAUCCACAACUGCUUUUCCGCCUCCGGCUCCUACUGGGUGUUCUUCUUGGCGUCUCUGCAGCCUUGGUGCUCCCCAAUCGGAACCCCAUUUCGCGAGAUACACCUGAGUUGACCAAGAUCGGCUCCAGCAACGACGCGAGUCCCAAAAGCACGACGAUAUACUUUCCGGACUCAAUCAGCCCGAAUGUGCAAACCGCUAGCACCGCUCCAUCUACUGUCGAAUCAUCGGGACAGGUUUCCUCUAAGAACAACAAACGAGGAGAGGCGCAUGGCACACUGAUUCCGCACAUCACGAAAGCCCAAAUUGCUAGAGAUGACACGAAGCAACCAGGCAGCAUCUACAGGCGAGACGGUGGGGGAUCGAACAUGACUGUCAUCUACAUCAUUGUCCCCAUUCUCGCUGUUGGGUUUCUCAUUGGUGGCUGUAUCUGUUGGCGCAAGUUUCAGGGGCAUUGA